Oncorhynchus kisutch (coho salmon) is the source of this 2168-nucleotide messenger RNA. Its product is annotated as lebercilin-like protein. NCBI's taxonomy places the organism in Eukaryota, Metazoa, Chordata, Actinopteri, Salmoniformes, Salmonidae. The record is from RefSeq and is a predicted model, not a curated record. The coding region runs from base 1 to 1035 and encodes 344 amino acids. The transcript is spliced from 7 exons. Gene Ontology annotation, biological process: intraciliary transport. Gene Ontology annotation, cellular component: axoneme.
AUGUCUCUGAGGCUGAGACACCACAGCAGAGGCAUAGUGCAGCAGGACAAUGCUAACUAUGAAGUGGGUGCAGGCGAUGCAGACUCAAGCUGCUCCUCAGGCCAGUUCACCUCCUCCAGGUCAAGCAAGGGAUACAGCAGUAGGACCGGCAGCAGGGAAGACUCUCAGGGGUCAUCCACCCAGUCAGACUACAAGGAGGAGGCUGACACUACUGCAAAUAGGACCCUUUCCCUCUCACCAAGCAAGAAGCCGGGUCUAACCACGAAGACAGAGAAAGCACGAACAUAUUCCCAUGUAAGCAUCACACUUUGGUGCAAAAAGAAGACAAACACUCUUUCAAGGAACCACAAGGCCUCUCGCUUCCCUCCAAUCAAGCCCCUGCAGGGCUCAAACCAGCGCACCAGUUCUGCCCACAGGCACCGCAUCAAGGAACUCAACAGUCAAGUGUGGGAGCUACAGCAGCAGUUGAGUGGUGUCGCCACAGAGAACAAGUUGCUAAAGCAGCUCCAGGGCCGCCACGCGGUGGUGCUACAGCGCUUCCAGGAUUCACAGAGUGGCCUUCCUCAGGUUCUGGCCAAGCACGGAAACGCGAUGCGCGCUCUGCAGGAGCUCCAGCGUAAAGCCCGCAACCGCCGCAACUGUCUAUCCAGGCGUCUGAGGGGCACAAAGGAGGAGCUGCUGCGCACCAAGGACGCUCUGUACCGGCUGCAGCUGCUCAGCGAGGACUGCAGCCUGGAAGAGAGGGAAGAGCUGAGCCACAGGCUGGCCCUGAUCACUGUGGACCUACACAGGAAGAACAAGAGGAUACAGGACUUAGAAAGGAAUCUUGAGCUGAGCCAGAUAUCCUUCAAUCAACCUCUUGCCACAGAAACAAGGAAGACCAAUGAAGCCAGAGAGCUGUCUGAUUACCUCCAGGCACAGAUCAAUCUGUUGACCAAAAAAAUCGAAGAAAGAGAGAGAGAAUUGGAGAUCCACAAAAUCUACUCACAUAGAUUUCCAAAAGGCUGGAACAGAAAAGGUACAACGACAUUAUGAGCUACUUGAACUUUUAACAUGUUCAACCCUUGAUCCAGAUCAAACAUUUUUUAAACUUGAGGAUUAAUAUAUUUUGCCAUUAACAGGAGCAAGAGAAACUAAAUCUGUUCAAACAGAUUACAUAUCCUCUCCCCAUCGAGGCUCCGUGCCAAUUUGAACUAGUCUAUGCCUGUUCACUCCAGCAUCUGAAGUUGGAGAAGCAGAAGAGUUUGAGCUGGGAGUCCUUUGCAAUUGGCUUCCCAGACAGAAGUGACACAGCAGACCCGUUAGUGGAUGACAGAGGAUCAUACGAUAAUGAGCAUUUUGCUGACGAUGGAGUGCUGCAUGGUGAUUAUGACAAGGAGGACCCACAACUUUAGGGUGAGGAGUAUUGCCUUGCAGAGGAGGCAGCGAGUUCCCUCAAGGCUUCAGAAGGAGUGCAAACAGCCAUUUGAAAGCCAGGUCCGGUACACUCUGGAUGACUUUCUAAAUACAGAACGUGCCAACAUGGCCCUCAAAUCCCCUCCCAGGACCAAGCACCUCUACACAUUCAAAGAAACCAUCCAGAACCUACACAGUGGGAAGCCUGCCUAUGCCAGACAUAGCCAAAGCCUGACAAAGAGCCCUCCUAAAUACAUCAAGAGCCAGGCCAGGGUGGAGAACCUGGGGUCUAGGGCGUAUGAGCCCUCCUUCACUCUACCAGCAGAGAAGUGCCAAAGGCGUGACACCAUGGACCCUCAACCGGAAGAUGGCGUAGUCCGCAGCAAGAAGAGUAUCUUGAUGAAAGAGCUUUUUGGCCAGGCCCCAAUCACUGAUCCAAAUGGCCAUGCAGAUCCAGAGUUCAAAGCACAGACCUGGACAGAACGUCCUCUUACCAUACAGAAGACGCUAGCCCGGUCUCACCUGGGAGACCAAGAUAAUUUUUUAUUGACCUAAGAAUUAUACAAAAUUAUAAUAUAUUUGUAUAAUUUGAUAAAUUAUUAUUUAUCUUCCAUGGCAACUCAACACAUUACUAAAUGGAGUAUUUGUAUUCUGACACUAUUGCUCAUGACAAAUUCCAAACUCCCUUGAAAUCAGAUUGUAAUAAAAGCAACAUUCAAUGAAGAUGCCACCUAUCCACAAUGGUACACAUAGUUUUUUUUAUAAAAGCCUCU